AGUCGAAGUCAAAGAGCCUCUUCUGACGGACUGGAUCAAAACGUGGCAUGAUAUCGUCAGUUUGGUUCGAAAGUGAGAGCGCAGUAACUUGGAAUCUGGCACCUACCUUACCGACGAGAGCGUUCGGGACGCUUAUGAGAAGACGUUACUGGGAAACUAUCUGAAAGGUAUUUUUCUUGGUAUUAUGGCGGCACUCUGCUUCAUUGGACGAUUGGAUACGCCAGGAUUCCAUGGCUACUCCAUUGGGGGAAAUGACCAAAGUGCCCACGAGCGGCUGCAUCAUACCGACUCAGAUGGAGUUUGGGGUUGCUCAACCAGCCGGGCGGAUGACUUUCAUGAAAACCGAGGAAGGUCACUGGUAACUAUGUCCAAAACAUGCUCAAAUAGGAGACUUGACUGCAUCAUAAUAGUCCUCCGCUGUAACUCCAAUAUACUGAGACUACAGAGUGAUGGAACACACGCAGUCAUUGCCGGAUUCUUGGCCUACGGCCUUGGCCCGUUGUUCACGUCCUAUAAAACGCAUGAAAUAGCCGUUACUCAACCGAUUUUUUAUCGCUAUUACCACACCGAAACAGGCACUUAUAACGAUAAUGGCUCAAGACUUGGGAUGAACCAUCAGUGUUUCGAUGUUUUCAAAAGACACGUCAUGAUCUCCGACCCAAGGCUUCUCCUCGAGGAUAUUGAGGCACGAGGGGUUCAGCUAAGGACAUUCGCGCUAGUCUAAUCUGCCUUCGGAUGAGCACGCUGUGUAUGAAAAUUGCAACGGGCGGAAACGACAAUAUGGCAGGAGGCUUGUUACCAGUGUGUCUCCUCUCAGCA
Pseudomassariella vexata is the source of this 819-nucleotide messenger RNA. RefSeq lists its product as uncharacterized. The transcript has 2 exons. The record is from RefSeq and is a predicted model, not a curated record. Bases 185 to 724 code for a protein of 179 amino acids. Lineage: Eukaryota; Fungi; Ascomycota; Sordariomycetes; Amphisphaeriales; Pseudomassariaceae.